This is a messenger RNA of Ctenocephalides felis (cat flea), 2854 nucleotides long. RefSeq names its product ATP-binding cassette sub-family D member 3-like. Gene Ontology annotation, molecular function: ABC-type transporter activity; ATP hydrolysis activity; ATP binding. The transcript has 17 exons. Lineage: Eukaryota; Metazoa; Arthropoda; Insecta; Siphonaptera; Pulicidae. Gene Ontology annotation, cellular component: peroxisomal membrane. The coding region runs from base 156 to 2132 and encodes 658 amino acids. The record is from RefSeq and is a predicted model, not a curated record. Gene Ontology annotation, biological process: very long-chain fatty acid catabolic process; long-chain fatty acid import into peroxisome; peroxisome organization.
GGCACCGAACCACAAACCCACACAGAGGCGCACGGAGUUCUUGUCGAAGGACGUUUUUCGCUUGCGAUUUGCACAAUAAAGUUAUUUCAUGUGAAAUCUUUCUUCCAAAUUUUUUUGUUAAUUUGUGUAGUUGUGUUUUGUUAAAUAAUUUAAAAAUGACAAAUAAUUUUAGUAAAUUAGUCACAAGAAAUAAUGCUGUCGGUGCAAGUGCGCUGGCCACAAUUUUGUGGAUUCUGUACCGCAGAAAGAAACAACCGAAAUCUAGAAAAAUUGUGAAGCCGGAUUAUCAAAUUCAUUAUAUGAUCGCUGAAAAACGUGACAAGAAGGGUGCAAAAGCACACGUAAAUGCCUUAUUUGUCAAACAUUUGAGACAGCUCUUAGGAAUCGUCAUACCAGGAAUAUGGAGCGUAGAAAGUGGGUUUCUAGUAUUAGUAGCAGCUUCAUUAAUUGCAAGAUCCCUUUGCGAUAUGUGGAUGAUACAAAAUGGCACAUUAGUUGAAAGUGCUAUUGUUAAUAUGGACAAAGAAUUAUUCCAAAAGCGAUUGCUAAGGUAUUUUGGUGCAAUGCCUCUAAUUUCAGUAGUUAACAAUGUACUAAAAUGGAGUAUAGGAGAAUUAAAAUUAAGACUUCGGACUAAUAUGACCCAUCAUCUGUAUUCGCAAUAUUUAAAGGGUUUUACAUAUUAUAAAAUGUCGAAUUUGGACACUCGCAUAGCAAAUGCAGAUCAGUUGCUGACGACCGACAUUGAUAAAUUCUGUGAUACAGUAGCUGAUCUUUAUGGAAAUAUUUGCAAACCCAUUUUGGACAUCAUAAUAUAUGUGUAUAGACUGACAGCAAAUUUGGGUGGACAGACGCCGUCUCUUAUGUUAGCCUACUUGUUUGUAUCCGGAGUUUUCUUGACGUACCUGAGGAGACCUACAGGAAGGAUGACCGUAACAGAACAGAAACUUGAAGGCGAAUUCAGAUAUGUUAACAGUCGACUUAUUACGAAUUCUGAAGAGAUAGCAUUUUACAACGGAAACCACCGUGAGAAACUUACAGUUCUCGCCGCUUUCAAGAAACUCACCGACCAUUUAAGAAAGUUCUUGGAAUUCAAAGUAUUUAUUGGCGUUAUAGAUAAUAUAGUAGCAAAAUAUUUUGCAACAUUUGUUGGCUUCCACGCAGUUUCAAUGCCUUUCUUCAAAGCGGAUCAUCCAUUACUCACCGGACAUAAUAAGACGGAACGAUUUAGGCACUAUUAUACUUAUGGAAGGAUGUUAGUAAAAUUAGCUGAAGCUAUUGGCAGACUUGUGCUGGCAGGCAGAGAAAUGACGAGACUGGCAGGUUUUACGUCUAGAGUUACUGAAUUAAUUGUGGUACUGAAGGAUUUGAAUAAUGGGCAUUAUCAAAGAACGAUGGUUACUGACUCAACUAAUGCUGAAGUGAAAUUAGUACCCGGCAGUGGUCGCAUGGUUUAUAAAGACAACAUUAUCAAAUUUGCAAAUGUUCCAUUAGUUACUCCCAAUGGAGAUGUUCUGGUCAAAGAGCUAAGCUUUGAAGUAAAUUCUGGUACAAAUGUUCUUGUAUGCGGACCCAACGGUUGUGGCAAGUCAAGUUUGUUCCGCAUUCUUGGAGAGCUAUGGCCUUUGUGGGGAGGUUCAAUGACCAAACCUCCUUCAGGAAAACUGUUUUACAUACCUCAAAGGCCUUACAUGACUUUAGGAACUCUUAGAGAUCAGGUUAUAUAUCCCCACACGCGUGAGGAGAUGCAACGUCGUGGUAAAUCUGAUGAUGAUUUAACAUCCUAUUUGGAACUGGUGCAAUUAACACAUCUUCAGAGCCGCAAGGAUGGUUGGGAUGCCGUCGAGGAUUGGAUAGAUGUUUUAUCAGGAGGCGAGAAACAGCGAAUUGCGAUGGCAAGAUUAUUCUAUCACAGACCUCAGUUUGCUAUAUUAGAUGAAUGCACUAGUGCGGUCUCUGUUGAUGUUGAAGGAAGCAUGUAUCAAUAUUGCAGACAGGUUGGAAUAACACUGUUCACUGUAUCGCACAGAAAGUCUUUGUGGAAGUACCACGACCAUGUUCUGCAAUUUGAUGGACAAGGCAACUACACAUUUGGGCCAAUUGAAAGUGAUACUGAAGAGUUUGGAUCAUGAGUCAGAUUUUUAGUUUAAACGGCAAUUACAACAUAGAAAAAUCAUAAUCUUGUGUAUUAUUUUGGGUCAACACAUAUUUAGUUAAGACUCAUUUAUUAAUCAUAAGAUAUCGCAAUUAGGUGAAAGCUGGUUCUUCAACCUUACAAAAAACUAUUCAAGUUCAGCAUGCAUGUGCAAUAUAUUUUAUCAACAAUCUUUUUCUAUUUGUUUUUUAAACAGUUAAUGUUGAAUUUUUUUAAAGAAAUUUAUAGGUAAUUAUGUAAGAAAAAGGAACUGAAAUAUGUAUUUAUGAAUAUAAAUACUGUUAAAAUGUUUUAUAGGGAUUAUAAUUUUAUUAACUAAGGCCACACAUGAAAAAUAAGUUUAUUGUUGAGUGUGGUAUAAUACUAAUCGCAUUGUAUUCAGGUAUUAAUAUGAGUUAUAACGCGUUGAGAGUAAUUGGCAUAAAGUAAUCAGGACAUUCUACCAAAAUCAUGACCAAAUAUAAUCGACAAAAUCAAUCAAUUAAACAAAGUAAUAACAGCAAGUAAAUAUAUUAGGGUUACGAAUUAUUAUGUUUGGCCAGUUCAACAAAUUGUUAGAAUACAGUUUUGUAUGAUAACAUUAUUAUUUGUUUCUUUUAUUUGAUAAUAAUCAAAUAAAAAUAACUAUUUUGGUUAAGUUUUUGAAGACUAACAAAUUUAAGUUUUCGAAUCAAUGGAUUUGUAAUAUGGUUUAUCAAG